Molecule: messenger RNA, 2841 nt
Organism: Empidonax traillii (willow flycatcher)
Lineage: Eukaryota; Metazoa; Chordata; Aves; Passeriformes; Tyrannidae
Gene: CTNNAL1
Product: catenin alpha like 1
Exons: 19
Coding region: 68-2359 (763 amino acids)
Biological process (GO): cell adhesion; Rho protein signal transduction
Molecular function (GO): cadherin binding; actin filament binding
Source: RefSeq, a predicted model, not a curated record
GACAGGUCGGCCGUGCGGGAGCGCGUGUGGCGGCGGCGGGCGGGGGUCCCGGCCCGGCUCCCCCGCUAUGGCCACGUCCCCGUGCAGCAGCAGCGGCGUCUCCUCGUCGUCCUCGUCGGGACUGGGCGCGGACGCGGGGCUGGAGAUCCGCACGCGCUCCGUGGAGCAGACGCUGGUGCCGCUGGUGUCGCAGAUAACUACUCUUAUUAAUCAUAAGGAUAAACCAAAGCGUUCAGACAAGACUCUGCAAGCAAUUCAGCGAGUGGGCCAAGCAGUUAACCUGGCAGUUGGAAGAUUUGUUACAGUGGGUGAAGCCAUAGCCAACGAAAACCAUGAAUUGAAAGAGGAAAUGAGUGUUGCUUGCAUUGAGGCAAGGAGAGCAGGUGAAACAAUUGCACAGCUUACAGAUGUGGCAAGCUUGGAUCAUCCGGAAUCUGAUAGCCACAUAACAAUCUUUACGGACAAAACGGGUGUGGUAAAAGCUGCAAGAUUGUUACUUUCUUCUGUCACAAAGGUGCUGGUGUUAGCAGACAGAAUUGUUAUAAAGCAAAUUAUAACUUCCAGAAACAAGGUUCUUGCAACAAUGGAACAACUAGAAAAAGUCAGUAGUUUCCAGGAGUUUGUACAAAUAUUCAGCCAGUUUGGAAAUGAAAUGGUAGAGUUUGCCCAUUUAACUGGAGAUCGGCAAAAUGAUUUAAAGGAUGAGAAGAAAAAGGCUAGAAUGGCAGCAUCUAGGGCUGUUCUUGAGAAGUGCACCAUGAUGCUCCUGACUGCUUCAAAGACUUGUCUGCGGCAUCCAGACUGUGAAUCCGCUCGCAUUAACAAAGAUGGAGUUUUUCAUCGGAUGAGACUAGCUUUGGAACAGGUAAUAGAAAUUGUAACUGACUCUAGACCAAAUGGAGAAAAUGAAAUGGCCCCCAUCAGCAUAUAUUCUGGCAUCAAAGAAUUCAAGAAUAAGGUGGAGGGUCUUCGUGAGAAUCUUUAUUUUCUCUCAAAAGAGAACCUUUCGACAAUGCUGGAAGUUAUCCUGGAACAUACAGAAGACUUCACAGACUCUGCCUAUACCAGCCAUGAGCACAGAGAACACAUUUUGGAGCUGUCUAAACAGGCUAAAAUGGAACUAGAGCAGCUGGUUUCAGUGUGGAUGCAAGCUCAAAAUCAGAAGACAAAGGAUCUCAUGGAAGACUUGGAAGUAGCCAUUUUAAAAACAUGUCAGUGCAUGAAUGAACUUAAAAGAGAGGUCCACAGUGCAGCAACAUCUUUGGCAGCAGAUCUUCUAAAAUACCAUACAGAUCACAUGGUUCUCAAAGCAUUAAAAAUCACAGGAGUAGAAGGAAAUCUUGAAGCUGUGGCAGAAUAUACUUGCAAGCUAUCGGAGCAGAAAGAACAACUUGUUGAGAUGUGUCGCUUAUUGAGGCAUGUUUCUGGAACUGAGCCCCUUGAGAUAACUUGCAUACAUGCAGAAGAUACCUUUCAGGUCACUGGCCCACAGAUAAUUUCUGCUGCAGAAACACUGGCAUUACACCCAUCUAGCAAGAUUGCAAAAGAAAAUCUUGAGGUGUUCUGCGAGGCCUGGGAGUCUCAACUGAGUGACAUGUCUUUAUUGUUGAGAGAAAUCAAUGAUGUGUUUGAAGGAAGACGAGGAGAGAAGCGUGUCUACCUGUCACUGCCCAGACCGGGGAAGCAUAAUGCAAAUCUGAAAGCAUUAAAGCCAGUCAAACUAGAUACUGAGGAACAGGCAAAAAUUGCAAAACUUGGAUUAGAAUUGCAUCUCCUUACAUCUGAUGUGGAUUCUGAGACAGAGAAAUGGGAAGAUCAGGAGAAUGAGAUCGUGCAACAUGGACAAGGCAUGUCAAGUAUGGCCUACUCCAUGUAUUUAUUUACCAGAGGAGAAGGACUUUUGAAAACUACUCAAGAUUUAUUUCAUCAAGCAGAGAUUUUUGCCACAGAGGGCACAAAGCUUGCUUCAGCUCUUCAUGCUUUCUCUGAUCAGGUACACGAGGAUGACAAGCCUUUGCUUCUGUUGGAGGCUGAAAAACUCAUCUCUGUGUGUAAGCAGCUCCAGAUAACUGCUAAAGCUUCUGCUCAGGGUAAAAGUGCUACUUUUACAAAGGUUGAUGCAUGCAUUCUGAAAACAAGGAAUGUGAUGACUCUAUUAUGUCAACUUCUUCCACUUUGCUUCAAAUUACUGAGAAAGAAUAAAGCAGGAAAUGGUUGCCUUAAACCUGCUCCACCAUGGAAAGAAGACAGAAUACGAACUGGAACAAAUGCACACGCUCCAGAAAGAAGAGCAGAGACAUUUGGCAUCAAGUCUUUAGAAAAUCAUGUAACAAACAUGACAUUUUUAGAGAGCAAGUAAUUAUAGCACUGAGAAAUGCAGGAACUCCCAUUUGAAAAUAACACUUGCUGAAUUUUCAAUAUUGCUUUCAUUUGUGGAAAGUCAAGCCAGGUUAAUUUGAAAUGAAACUGUUGGCCUUUGUCACAUCUAAUAGAUGUCCCAUUACUUAGCCAUUACAACACCAGCUAGUCUAAAUGUUCUGUAUUUUUAUAAUGUGAAUGCCUUUCCUAUGCUCACUGAUACCGAUUUUGUAAUUAAUGCUUAUGAAUGUCUUACUGGAUGUUUCAACCCAAAGAUGCUGCUAAUAGACAUUUUAUGUAAAGACGCCUGUGCUGCAUAUGCUAUAUGUAACACUACUGUUGAAGUCUGUGAACUCAUCUCUGGCCUAUUUCAGUCUAUGUAUUUGAUAAAGCAGAAUCAGGAAUAUAGUCUGAAAGGCUGUGGCCCGAAGCACUGAAAUGUUAUCUUAGUUAUGAGUUAUACCUGCAAGGAAGUAGUCCUAG